Molecule: messenger RNA, 1681 nt
Organism: Ceratosolen solmsi marchali
Lineage: Eukaryota; Metazoa; Arthropoda; Insecta; Hymenoptera; Agaonidae
Gene: Dip-C
Product: dipeptidase C
Exons: 9
Coding region: 21-1583 (520 amino acids)
Molecular function (GO): manganese ion binding; metalloaminopeptidase activity
Source: RefSeq, a predicted model, not a curated record
GACCCACGCAAGAACGAUUAAUGUGGCCACGACUCUUGUAUUGCCAGAGCACUUGGAAGUUGCAAAAAUCUUUUCAUCAAUGCAAAACUUACUUUACAGCUUCUACAGCUUUGGAUCGUAUACAUACGAUGGCACCAGCGUAUUUCUCGAGAGGCGAUAAGACGCUCAAGGUCCCGAUGUCAUUGUUCGAGGAUAACCGAAGGCGCUUGAUCGAUCGACUGCGGACCAAUUCGAAAGUUAAGCAGCCAAAGGGUUGCUACGUUCUACUGCAGGGUGGCGUCGACGUACCCUUCAACGACACCGAUGUCAAUUGGCCGUUCAGGCAGGAGUCCUUCUUUCAGUGGUGCUUCGGCGUAGAGGAACCGGAUUGCUACGGAGCCUUAGACCUUGAGACUGGUCGCUCGAUCCUCUUCUUCCCGCGCUUACCCGAGGAGUACGAGACAUGGAUGGGCAAGAUCAGUACCCUAGACGAGCUUCGCGAACGAUACGCCGUCGACGAGGUUGAAUAUGUCGACAGUCUGGCCAUUUACUUGAACGAGAAGGGCGUCAAACUACUGCUGACUUUGUUUGGUGUAAAUAGCGACAGCGGAUUGACGAGCAAUGAAGCAACGUUUAACGGCAUCGAUAAGUUUACAGUUAAUAACGAAAUACUGUAUCCAGAGAUAUGUGAAUGUCGUGUGAUAAAGUCUCCAAAGGAAUUGGAAGUUUUACGGUACGUCGUACGCGUAAGUUCUGAAGCUCAUAAGGUUGUUAUGAAAUUAAUGCGUCCAGGAUUAACAGAGUUUCAAGCUGAAUCAGCUUUUCAACAUUACAUUUACUCCGAAGGAGGAUGCAGACAUAUUUCAUACACUUGUAUAUGCAGUUCCGGAGGCAAUAGUGCAAUAUUACAUUAUGGACAUGCUGCUGCACCCAAUAAUAAAUUGAUUAAAAAUGGUGAUAUGUGUCUUUUUGAUAUGGGUGGAAAUUAUUGUGGAUACGCAGCGGAUAUAACCUGCAGCUUUCCAGCCAAUGGUAAAUUCACCGUAGAUCAAAAGUUCAUUUACAAUGCUGUGCUGGAUGCGAGAAAUGCCGUAUUGAAAGCGGCUAAGCCUGGAGUUCUGUGGACAGACAUGCAUUUGCUGGCUAAUCGAGUGAUGUUAGAAGCUCUGAAGGAAGGUGGCCUGCUACAGGGAGACGUAAACGACAUGAUGAAAGCUGGUUUGAGCGCUGUCUUCCAACCUCACGGCUUAGGACAUUUACUUGGUCUCGACGUGCACGACGUCGGUGGUUACUUACCCAAUUAUCCAGCACGUUCAACGGAACCUGGCCUGAAUAAAUUGAGAACCGCUCGCCCAUUGCUUGCAGGCAUGGUCCUUACUGUCGAGCCUGGAUGCUACUUUAUAGACAGGCUGCUACAUAAAGCUAAAGAGGACAAAGAGCAAUCAAAGUUCAUUGUAUGGGAGAAAUUGUCGAAUUUUCGUGGUUGGGGAGGUGUGCGUAUUGAAGAUGACGUGCUGAUCACGGAAACAGGUACCGAGAACCUCACGGACGUGCCGCGCACUGUCGAGGAGAUUGAAGAGUUUAUGAAGCAUAGCCAAGAUUAAAGAUGUAAGAAAAUUUGGAAUGCGCAGAACUAAUCGAAUAUUUGAAGACAUAUGUGAUCCUACAGGUUUAAGGCAAAAUAUAUUUUGAUAUAAUGAAC